AAUGUAACGGAUUGCCGUGCCCGUCACGGCGUCACUUCUGAGUUCUCUUCUUUUUUUUUUCCCCUUUUUUUCCUCGUGCUCGGUUUUUUUUUUCCCGUCUCCUCGAGCGCGUCCUUGUCCUCUCGUUAUGGUUUCGAAGCCUCGAUCAAGAACAGGGUAAUCAUUCGCGCCGGCGCCUUUGAAUCUUGGAAUCUGCGAACGCCGCAUACGACGAUUUGGGGACUGCAGAGCUAACGAGCAAGAGCCUCGGCGGUGUCUUUUUUUUUUUCUGCUUUUUCGGUUGUUCGAGUAGUAGCUUCUGUCAACUAACGCUGCUUUUAAGAAGAUGGUUUUCGUUUGGUCAUUCGAGGGUCAGCUGAUUAGCAAUUUAUUUGUCUGGAUUGCCUUGUUCUAAGAUGAAGCUUAUGAGUUAGGCCUUGCGUGCAUCAUCUAAGAUGAAUGUGGUAGGAAGAGUAGGAAGCCUCAUCUCUCAAGGAGUUUACUCGGUUGCAACACCUUUCCACCCUUUUGGUGGUGCCGUUGAUGUCAUUGUUGUUCGGCAAGAGGAUGGCUCAUAUCGCAGCACACCAUGGUAUGUGCGGUUUGGAAAGUUUCAAGGUGUACUUAAAGGUGCAGAGAAGGUCGUCACGAUAUCUGUUAAUGGCGUAGAAGCAAAUUUCCACAUGUAUCUUGAUAAUUCUGGACAGGCCUAUUUUCUGAGAGAGGUUGUGCCAGGAAGUGACGAUGCAGAGUCCAGCAUUCAUAUUAUAAGUGAUUUAGACACUUCAAAUUCAAGGCCAACUUCUAGUUUUGUCAACAAUGCUGAUAGUUUGAAAACUGAUUACAAUUCAGACAAGGGUGAUGAUGUUAAGACUGUCGAACAAUUAAAUGGGUUUCAGGAUGAACAAACUUCACCACAGAGUUCGUCUGGGUCCUCGGUGUUUAGCAAUUACCACUAUGGUAGUCUUGAUGAGGUGGAAGAUAUGGUUAAAGAAUCAAGCGACUCUAAUUCAGAAAUGGUGUUGAUAAGUGUGGAUGGGCAUAUUCUGACUGCCCCAAUUUCAUCAAAUCAAGAGAACACUGACAAUGUCCAAUUGGAUACUCCUCAGUUCCACCUUGGACCUGGCAAAGAAUCCACUGAAGAAUUUGUUGCCAACGAAGAAGUGUGGGAAUCUGGUUUAUUUGGUGAUCUAGAUGAGACUCUGAAGGAAAAAAAUGCUUCUGAUCACCAGUUGGAAGCCCUUAAUGAAUUGAGACAAAAUGAUAAAGAGACUGAUAAAACAGAUGACCUCAGUGAUAUGGAGGAAGAUGCUGCAGGUCUGAUGAAAAAUGACACAUUUAAGAGCUGUUUGGAUUUUUCGUUACAUGCUGAUGAUGUUGAUUCACAAGAUGUGUAUUUCAGGUCUGAUCCAUCAGAAACUUUGAUGACAAAAAUGGAGGAUUCGAAAAAAGAUAUUGAUGCUGGUCAUUUAUCAUGCUCCCAGAGGUUAUUGAAUGAGAAAAUUGAUACUUUAAAUUCCAAGGAUAAAAUCCUUGGCAAUGAAACUGUGCACCUUGAGGGUACGUCUAAUUCUGUCAAACACUUAAAUAAUGAGGAACAUUUUCACACAAUAGCUUCUGAUUCUACUGCUGAAGAAGAAUGCUGCACAACUGAGAAUUAUGUCACAGAAAAGAAAGAUGCUGGGUUAGGCUUUGAAAUUUCACUUUGUGGUAACUUACUACGUCCUGGUAUGGGGCAUAAUUCUGCCAAGGAAGCCUUUCAAGCCCAUCUUAUUUCUGAAGACGAGUACAAGGCAUCUGGAAUGUCCAUCAUCAAGAAUGCAAAUCUUGUUGUCAGAUAUGAAAACAAAUAUUUCCAAUGGGACAAUGUUGCCCAUCUUAUACUCAGAAAGGCUGUAUUUGGUUGUAAUGUUUCAAUGGAAUUGAAAGAUUAUAUCCCCAUUGAACAUGAAGCCAUAACAAAGUCGGGAGAGGAUACAACGGGAGUAUCACCUUCCAUCAGCCGUAGAUGGAGACUAUGGCCAAUUCCAUUUAGGAGGUCAAGGUCUCUUCAACACAGCACAAGUAAUUCUUCUAAUGAGGAUCUUUAUGUCGAUUCAGAACCUGGAUUACAAAAUUCAAGUGUGGAAAAAAUUAACAAUGAUGACAUAAAGCAAUCUCCUCGCAAGCAAUAUUUGCGAACACUUAUUCCUACAAAUGAGCAGAUUGCUUCUUUAAACUUAAGGGAAGGUCAAAACAUGAUAGCCUUCAGUUUUUCAACUAGAGUUUUAGGGAGGCAACAGGUUGAUGCACAUAUUUAUUUGUGGAAGUGGAAUGCACGGAUAGUCAUAUCUGAUGUAGAUGGAACAAUUACAAAAUCUGAUGUUCUGGGACAGUUCAUGCCACUUGUUGGAAGGGAUUGGACUCAGUCUGGAGUUGCUGGACUUUUCUCUGCAAUAAAGGAAAAUGGCUAUCAAUUAUUGUUCUUGAGUGCAAGGGCUAUUGUUCAGGCAUAUCUUACCAGAAGUUUUCUUCUCAAUCUGAAACAGGAUGGAAAAGCCUUGCCUAAUGGUCCGAUUGUUAUUUCUCCUGAUGGAUUGUUUCCCUCACUUUACCGAGAAGUUAUAAGGAGAGCUCCUCAUGAGUUCAAGAUUGCAUGUUUGGAGGACAUUAAAGCACUUUUUCCUGUUGACUACAACCCAUUCUAUGCGGGCUUCGGGAAUAGAGACACGGAUGAGCUUAGUUACAGGAAGAUCGGAAUCCCCAAGGGAAAGAUUUUCAUUAUAAAUCCAAAGGGUGAAGUGGCAAUCAAUCACUGUGUCGAUGUGAAAUCUUAUACCUCCCUGCAUACGCUGGUCAAUGACAUGUUUCCGUCAACUUCGCUGGUUGAACAGGAGGAAUUCAACUCUUGGAACUACUGGAGGAUGCCACUGAUGAAAAUUGAUUGAUAAUGUUCACCACACUUUUGCUCGAGGUGAUUCAGAUAAAGAGUGAUUAAGGAGGUGUUCUUACAAAGUUGUAUUAUGAUGCCUAGUGGAGGAAUUUUUUACACCACCACCCUCUCUGGAGGUGAGCUGUUCCAAAAUAAUGUGCGAAAGACCACCUAUAUAGAAAUGAAAAAUGACUAAAUUCAGUAA
Zingiber officinale is the source of this 3095-nucleotide messenger RNA. RefSeq names its product phosphatidate phosphatase PAH1-like. Lineage: Eukaryota; Viridiplantae; Streptophyta; Magnoliopsida; Zingiberales; Zingiberaceae. Gene Ontology annotation, molecular function: phosphatidate phosphatase activity. The record is from RefSeq and is a predicted model, not a curated record. The transcript is spliced from 12 exons. The coding region runs from base 435 to 2906 and encodes 823 amino acids.